This is a messenger RNA of Podospora anserina S mat+, 402 nucleotides long. RefSeq lists its product as uncharacterized. Gene Ontology annotation, cellular component: mitochondrion. Lineage: Eukaryota; Fungi; Ascomycota; Sordariomycetes; Sordariales; Podosporaceae. Gene Ontology annotation, biological process: mitochondrial respiratory chain complex IV assembly. The coding region runs from base 1 to 402 and encodes 133 amino acids. The transcript has 2 exons. The record is from RefSeq and is a predicted model, not a curated record.
AUGCCGACCAGCUCAUGUAAAGAUAUUCGAGACGCCUUGGCGCAAUGCCUCCAAGAGUCUGAAUGCGUCAUGGUGCAGCGCAACUCGGCCGCCGACUGCCUCCGCGAACCUCUCGUCGAUACCCUCCCGCUCAAGUGCAAGCAACUCAAGAAGGGCUUCGGUGAAUGCCGCCGUGGCAUGGUCGACAUGCGCAAGCGCUUCAGAGGCAACCAGCCCAUUGCUUUCACGAAGAUCCAAAAGACAGAGGACACCGGCGAGGGAUACCAGUUGUAUGCGGGCAAGUCUGCUUUCGCAGGGACACGCGGCGAGACAGACGGCACCAACAAGGCGCCAGAGGACUGGAGAGAAGCUGAGAACAGGAAAUACAGAGAAGCACAGGAAGCUGCUGCGAAGAAGUCAUAG